AGAUAGAGUGACUGUUAUCGUUUAAGCAUAGUGUUGCAAAGGAAUAUCAAUUGCUGCAGCACUUGAAGUUGCCUGCGAUCAAUGCCAACUGAAGCCAGAUGGCGCCUGUAACGGUACUUGCUGCGUCUACACUUGAACCCGACUAUUUGUAUAUUUCUCGUGAAGUUUACCAAGUCUCUCCUUAUGUAUUGUCUGUGUGAUUGUAUAUGUAGUUUGGUUGUUGCAAAAUGAACGCGAACGAAAUAACACGUGAAUCGAAAUCGAUGGACUUGCAAUUAUCAACAAUUACCAGCUUGGUAAAAUGUGGGAAGCCGGGCCUCGAAGUCAAAGCCAAUGUCCGCGUGCGCAAGAAGUUUAGCGACGACGAAGAAGAUUCGUCGACACCAGAUGAUGAAGAAGAAAUGCAGAAAAACAAAUUUACUGCUAUCAUGCGCGCUCUGCCCCACUAUGAGCCUAGUCAGACCUUGUUACAAGCUUUGGACGUCGAAUUUACCGACGAAAGCUUGGCAAAACAUGACACCACUUUCGGUACAUACCUGCAGACGCAGCUCCUGGACUCAGAGAAUGUCUGCUCAGUGCUGAGUAUACUGCUCAGCAUAGAGGAUGUGUCGACAAUGCAACUUUAUGCCCAGCUUAUGCAGCCCAAUGUUCUGCUAAAGAAAGUUCAAAACCAUUGCUUUAGCUUUGUGCUGGGCAAGACACAAAUCAAUCCAGAGGAGGUUCUUGCGCCUUAUUUGGACGAGGCUGUACUUAUACCUAAGGCUAGCUUAGAGGCAGCACCUCUGCCGAAACAGCCCAUCCUAGCGCUACUACCGCACGCUCACGAGACUCUGCCAAUAAACAAUCCACGGCGCCGUUACGUUGCAAGCUUAGAGCAGGUGACGCGCACCAGCAUCCAUCUAAAAUUCAAACGGGGCGGCUUUCCAGCCAGAGAAUCUGCGCUUGAACAGCGUUACCAUGUAAUCCUGCGCUCACGCCGUACGCCCGUUCGCUUCAUGUAUCGUGCGAUGCAGCUGCUUCAGGAGAAUCCACAGCUGCGUCGCUAUUUGUUUCCCAUCCAGGGGCUGCAAACAGUGUCACCCAAAGUGACUAAAUUACCAAAUCUGACGCUAUUUAACCAGAGCAUUGCGUCUAACAUGGAACAGCUGCAGGCAGUACAACAUAUCGUUAAUGGCCCCAGCAGCCUAGCGCCCUACAUAGUGUUCGGACCACCUGGCACCGGCAAGACCACAACAAUUGUCGAGGCCAUUCUACAGUUGCGACUUCGACAUCCAAGAAGUCGCAUUCUUGUAACUGCCGGUUCGAACUCGGCCUGCGACACAAUUGCCUUGAGAAUAUGCGAGUAUUUUGCUAGCAAUCAACGUCUGCAGGCGGUUUUGGUAGAGCGGGCCAAAGAGUCGCGUUUGGUUACGGAGGACGUGGAGCUAGAUCAUCAGUUAAUGCGUCUCUUUUCGCGAUCUAUCUACUCCAAAGGAUUAAAUUCAGUAGACCCUCUGCUCCUAAAACAUUCUAAUUGUAGAAAACGUGUGUAUGAGCAUUCUAAUGUGAACAGAUUACGCAAGUAUGGCAUACUUGUGGCCACACUGUGCACAGUGGGCCGUCUAGUGACCUUAAAUGUGGGCAAAUUUAACUUUUUCACACACGUUUUCAUUGAUGAAGCGGGCGCUUCCACGGAGCCCGAGUCGCUUAUUGGUAUAAUGGGAAUUAAGCAGCAGGACGCUUGCCAUGUGAUACUCUCGGGCGAUCACAAGCAGCUCGGCGCAGUAAUUAAGAACAAUCGCGCAGCGCUUUUGGGCCUGAGACACUCGCUAAUGGAGCGUCUGCUGCGCUGUGAACUAUACGCCGUGGAUGCCAAUGGGAAUUAUGAUCACACAUUGCAGACGCGACUACGCCGCAACUAUAGAUCCCAUCCGGAAAUCGUUGGGCUGUAUAAUAAGCUGUACUAUAAUGAUGAACUCAUACCACAGGCGCCGCCAGAACAGGUCAAUCUAGCAGCCAACUGGCGUAUGCUGCCCAAUACCGAGUUUCCGAUUAUAUUUCAAGCCACGCAUGGCGUGACAACGCGCGAUGGUCACUCCACCAGCUCAUAUAAUAUGCUAGAGGCACAGGUGCUUUGCUGGUAUGUGAAGCAUUUGCUCUCUAACGGCCUUGGCGGUGGUAUUCGCGUGCAGCAGAAGGAUAUUGGCGUCGUGGCACCGUAUGCGGCGCAGUGUAAUUUUAUCAAUCAACUGCUGCGCCGUCAGGGCCACUACAAUGUGGAAGUGGGCAGCGUGGAGAACUAUCAGGGUCGGGAGAAAACUGUGAUAAUUGCCACGCUUGUGCGCUCCUUUGCCAGCAUAGGCUUCAUGCGUAAUCCGCGCCGAUUGAAUGUGCUUAUCUCGCGUGCCAAGUCUUUGAUGAUACUCAUUGGCAAUCCGGUGACGCUACGCUAUCAUCCCGACAUAAGGUACAUCAUCAACCAGUGCAAGUUGCAUGGCAACUAUUUGUUUAAAAAAAAGGACGGCCUGCAGCGCCCUGAGUUCCUUAAUGAUUUUGUUGGAGAAGAGAUCGAGGGUAAUGGAGAUGAAUUGGAUAACGAAGUGAAGCUUUGGUAUGCCAAGAUGCCGCAAGACAUUCCCGUAGCAUUGUGCCCACAGCAGGCCGCAAUUAUAACGGUGUUUUCCACAGAUGACAGCAGUAGCGGCAGCAACUCAGAAAUUACUGAAGCGCUUUCCGAAAGCAGCAGCUCGUGUGAUUCUUCUAGCUCCGCCAACUGUCAAUGCACACCACCUCCAAAUGAAGCGCUGGAUUCGCAUAUGGCUAAGCUGGCCCUAGGCAGUCCCGAAAAGAUUGUCAUUCGCACCAAUUUCUUAAAGGCGUGCGCCGCCUGCGCAAUAGAAAUUACCAAGCAAAAACUGCUGCAGCUGCAAAAUCGCUUCAGAGGGGCCUGUAAGAUGUCUUAAGUUCCAAUUCAAUUUUAUUCACAUUUCCUAAAAAGCUUAAUCUCCAGUUUGCAGGUUUCAAGAGUUGUUCCCUUCGUGUUCACCAGAACAUUUGAAUAUUUGUUGUCAAUUUACUUUUGUUUUAUAUUACUUUCAUAUUUUUUCCAGUAUGUAUUCAUUUAAGUCAAGAUUAAAGUUGCUGGGUCAGCUUAGUUGAAACAGUUCUAUAUUCAAGGACUUUUUUCGUAUUUUUUUCUAAUCGUGUGCACAAAAAGUGUAUUAUUUUAAUGCGUCCUCAGGAGCACUUUUUAUUAUUACAUUUAAAAUGUCUGUCGAAAGUCUUCACACGGCUGUGAAGUAAAAGAAAAAAUUGAUUUGUUGAAAAAUUGAACAUGUAAUAGCUUUAAGUAUAUCGAGAUGACUUUCAUGAAUGUCUAGGUUUAGUAAACGCCAAGAAUUAGUUUCCCUGAAUUUUAAAACUUAUUUUAUCGAAUACAAAACGCUUUUGAAAAAUACUAAAACGCUUAGAGAACGGUUUCAAAAUAAAUUUAAACGAAUUGAAAUACA
Messenger RNA from Drosophila montana, 3488 nucleotides. It is a transcript of the gene Mov10, whose product is annotated as Mov10 RISC complex RNA helicase. Gene Ontology annotation, biological process: regulatory ncRNA-mediated post-transcriptional gene silencing. Gene Ontology annotation, cellular component: cytosol; P granule. The transcript has 6 exons. Lineage: Eukaryota; Metazoa; Arthropoda; Insecta; Diptera; Drosophilidae. Bases 228 to 2942 code for a protein of 904 amino acids. The record is from RefSeq and is a predicted model, not a curated record. Gene Ontology annotation, molecular function: 5'-3' RNA helicase activity; RNA binding.